CGCGCUUAAAUCAACAAAUACGGCAGAAGCAUGUUGUGAUCGACGCCGGCUAAUUGAAGUGUGUUGUUUACAACUUUCGUCGCGCUAAACCGUGAUUCGAUUGUGGCGCAAAAAGCAUUUACUAAUCUCAUACCGGUUGUUAACACGUGCAACAAUCGCACCGCGCACUGAAUAGAGUUAUGAUCAAUUGAUUUGUGUUCAUCUAAUAAUGAGGUUCCGAAAAAAUGUGUCAUAAUGAUGAUUAAAAAUAUGACGUUAUGAAAAACAGUACGAGAAGUAUGCAGAAGUGUGAUUUAAAUGAUCGAAUACAUAUGUACAUGUCUGUGUAAUAUUGUAUAUGUUUGUAUAGUCGCAUAGCAAACGCGUAGCCAGCACUUACAUGAGUGUACCUAAAUGAAACGUUAUAAAAUACGUCAAUUUCAUAUAUUCAUUUGCGGAUUUCUUGUUCAACGAACGCGUUCGAAUCGCGCCGUUCGCGUUCGAGUGGUGCAAACUCUUUCAACUCUUUCUGCAUCGUAAAUUUUUCGUUUAUGAGCCUUAGAGACGACACCGCCGGCCGCUUGAUUAUUGCUCGCAGCACGUCGCGUCACGCACCGUAAGCAACGCCUGCUCCCCUGUGAGGCUUGCGCAUCCCGCCGUCUUGCACAAGCCGCGAGCAUUUGCACAAUGCAUCAAGCGUGCGCCACUGCAUCAAUUGUGCCAGUUUUGCUUGAAUUCCUUAUUGCAGACAUUUGCCAGUAAUAAUUGUGGUUAAGACAAAGCACUACUGGCUAAACAAUAACAGCAAUACUAACAAUAACAUAACAAAAAACAAAAACAAAAUAGCAACAAUCAUCAACAGGUGUCAUUGCAUUUCUGCGCGGCGCUCUGUCUGCGUAUGUGCCUAUGUGCCUAUGUGUGCAUGUGUGUGUGUGCGGUAUAGCAUGGGUCGAUAUAGAGGCUUGCACAUACGCACGCACCUGCACGCGCUGAAACGCAUACGCACAAAUCCAAAGCACUCGAAAACAUUUGCAACAUUGGCGUCAACAUCGAGCAAGUAGCUGCGGCAAUAGCGACGCAUGACGGUUAUUUGUUUUGUAAGCUGUUUUACUAUUUAAUGGUUUUCAUGAACGGCCUGGGACCUGACCCUCUGCCAGCGAAGGAGGCAGAGGGACCUCCCGUUCAAAUGGAACCAGUUGACCUUAGCUUACGUUCCCUACAAGGAUCUCAAUCAACAAACUACAAACUGUUUGGAAGUAAACACAGUGAUGGAAAAGAUAGCACUUACAGUACAUAUUCUAUCAAUAGAGCGUGUGGUAAUAAUAAAAGCAAUAAAAGUGGUAAUGGCUACAGCCCGAAUCAUAACCAGGAUCGCUUCACCUCAUACACAUCGAGUUCCUCAUCUUCCUUCACUACAUCAACUCAGUUGCAGCAGUCCAGUCGGCAGUAUUUAUCACCAUUCUCCUCAGCGGUUUCUAAAUUCCCUAUACCUCCGCUGCUAGCAUCAUCAACAUUUUUCCUACCAUAUCGGCGCAUAAAAGAGGAGGUUAGCAGUAGUAAAACCAACACAUUAUCAAGUAACAGCAAUAUCAGUAUAAAUAGCGGUAAUUUCAACCAAAGCUUUAAUCAAGCAUCUUCUCAACCACACCGAAGCACUGGCAACAUGAUUACGCAUUCCUUCACAUCGUCUACACUCUCAUCUACAGCGGAAACGCCAUUUUGCAAUCCAGCUGUCGCAGCAGCUCAGCGAACUAUAAUACAAGACUACGAUCGGAAGUUUAGUUUUCUAAGCCUUUUCAAAAAUUCGUAUAAACAUUCAACGGAUCGAGGAACAUCAUCGUUCAGCUCAAGACUUUGGAGUUCCAACGAUACAAUCUUACCUUCCGCGCCGUCAAAUUUUCCGUCAUCGUGCAGCAAACAGGCUCAAGCAUCUGCUAAUUCUAACUCAAUAUCGCCAUGGAAGAUAAUGUCUUCAGCCGCGUCCACAAACAGCAUGAAUCAAGCAUUUUCGCAUUCCAGCUUUCAGGCACCUUCAAAUAAUGACGGUCGUAAAAAUGCAUUCAGCAGUAUGGUUUUGAGGGGAAGUGGUAGCAUGUUUGGACGAUAUGAAGAUCCAAAUGGAAGUAUAAACGCUAUCGGCUUUAGUGAUCUCUCUAAAAAUCGAAAAGUGCACAAGUGUGACACGGAGGGUUGUGAUAAAGUGUACACAAAGAGUUCCCAUCUUAAGGCGCAUAAACGCACCCAUACAGGUGAGAAGCCAUAUGUGUGCGACUGGGAGGGGUGUGUUUGGCGAUUUGCAAGAUCGGACGAGUUGACGCGUCACUACCGAAAGCAUACCGGUGUGAAGCCUUUUCGUUGCCAACUCUGCACGCGCUCUUUUAGCCGUUCCGACCACUUGUCCUUGCAUGUGCGCAGGCACUAAACUCCAAACAAAACUUAAACAAACAAAGUAGGCAAUAACAAUGGUACUGUAUAAAGAAAUGAAGUUUAUUUUAACGUAAAAACACUCAUAUAUUUUAGCAAAUUUUAGAAAAUUUUAUAAAUUAAUAAACUUAGCCAAUUAUCACGAUUAGUCUCGUAAGUACAGCAUAUAAUGAGGCUAUGAUAGAUACAACUGGAAACAAAUGGCUCAAUGUAAACAUACUCACAAAAACAUUUGUAAAAUUGUGUUCGGUUUUGUAUAUGACAGUGCACAUAGUAUACAUAUAUACAUAUGUACACACAUAUAUGUAUGUAUAUUAUAUACAAUGUACAACCACAUAGCUAAUACCUUAUGAAGUUAUAUAAGUUACUUAUGGUUGAUAGAUGAAUUUUUAAAGUGUAAUAAACUAUAUAAACUACACAUACAUAUACAUAUACAUAUAUUAUAUAUAAAUA
Molecule: messenger RNA, 2856 nt
Organism: Bactrocera tryoni
Lineage: Eukaryota; Metazoa; Arthropoda; Insecta; Diptera; Tephritidae
Product: Krueppel-like factor luna
Exons: 6
Coding region: 1097-2401 (434 amino acids)
Biological process (GO): regulation of transcription by RNA polymerase II
Molecular function (GO): RNA polymerase II cis-regulatory region sequence-specific DNA binding; DNA-binding transcription factor activity, RNA polymerase II-specific
Source: RefSeq, a predicted model, not a curated record